Molecule: messenger RNA, 924 nt
Organism: Anthostomella pinea
Lineage: Eukaryota; Fungi; Ascomycota; Sordariomycetes; Xylariales; Xylariaceae
Source: the annotation of a GenBank genome assembly
AUGCCGCGCUCCCCCAUGGACGAAUAUGUCGAGAAGAUGAGGACCAUGGUGCGCCAGAACCGUGGUAGCUUACCCGGUGGCGGUCGACCUCCUGCAGGACUCGGAUUUGGAGUAGGCGCUCUGAUGCUCCUCGGAGGCGGCGCUAUCCUACUUCAGAACUCCCUGUUCAACGUCGACGGAGGUCACAGAGCCAUCAAGUACAAGAGGACAAGCGGUGUCAGCAAGGAAAUCUACACCGAAGGAACUCACUUGGUGAUCCCCUGGUUCGAGACGCCUGUAACCUACGAUGUCCGCGCAAAGCCGAGAAACGUGUCUUCCCUCACCGGAACCAAGGAUCUGCAGAUGGUGAACAUCACCUGCCGUGUGCUUUCCCGACCCGAGAUCCAGGCACUACCGCAAAUCUACAGAACACUGGGACAGGACUACGACGAACGUGUGCUGCCCUCGAUCGUCAAUGAGGUGCUCAAGAGCGUGGUGGCCCAGUUCAACGCUAGCCAGCUUAUCACACAGCGUGAGAUGGUUGCCAAACUUGUCCGGGAGAACCUGUCGAAACGAGCAGCACGGUUUAACAUCGUACUUGAUGAUGUUUCUCUUACGCACCUUGCCUUCUCCCCCGAGUUCACAGCAGCCGUAGAGGCGAAGCAAGUAGCGCAGCAAGAGGCACAGAGGGCUGCCUUCGUAGUCGACAAGGCGAGACAGGAGAAGCAGGCCAUGGUUGUCAAGGCUCAGGGUGAGGCUCGAUCGGCCGAGCUUAUUGGAGAUGCCAUCAAGAAGAACAAGGCAUAUGUCGAGCUGAAGAAGAUCGAGAACGCCCGAUACAUCGCCACCCAGCUCCAGGAGGCUGGUGGCAGGAAUAAGCUGUUGCUUGACUCGGAAGGAUUGGGUCUGAAUGUGUUCAGUGACGACCACCAGAAGAAGGGAUGA